This is a messenger RNA of Arachis duranensis, 2970 nucleotides long. RefSeq names its product cullin-1. The record is from RefSeq and is a predicted model, not a curated record. The transcript is spliced from 20 exons. Lineage: Eukaryota; Viridiplantae; Streptophyta; Magnoliopsida; Fabales; Fabaceae. Gene Ontology annotation, biological process: ubiquitin-dependent protein catabolic process; protein ubiquitination. Gene Ontology annotation, molecular function: ubiquitin protein ligase binding. Gene Ontology annotation, cellular component: cullin-RING ubiquitin ligase complex. Bases 240 to 2474 code for a protein of 744 amino acids.
GCAGAAAUUAUAAUAAGUUAAUUGUGGGCGAGAGAGUGUGCUCCGUUCCGUUAAUUUUUCUCAUCAAUGCCCUGUCGGAGUUAAUCUCCUCUUCCUUCAUCUUCUUCCGUCAUCUUCACCUUCAUCAUCAUCAUCAUCAUCAUCAUCUCCCUUUUCCCCCUUCUCAUCGAUUCCUAGGGUUUCCCUUCGAUUCAUAUCAAGGUUUUGUUUCAAAUUCGAAGCUUGCCAUCUUCAUCAUCAUGUCGAUGAGUGAGCGGAAGACCAUCGACCUGGAGCAGGGAUGGGAUUUCAUGCAGAAGGGCAUCACCAAGCUCAAGAACAUUCUAGAAGGCUUGCCUGAACCUCAGUUCAGCUCCGAGGACUACAUGAUGCUUUACACAACCAUCUAUAACAUGUGCACCCAAAAGCCUCCUCAUGACUAUUCCCAACAACUCUAUGACAAGUACAAGGAGGCAUUUGAAGAGUACAUCCAAUCAACGGUAUUACCUUCUUUGAGAGAGAAGCAUGAUGAAUUUAUGUUGAGAGAACUUGUAAAGAGGUGGGCAAACCAUAAAAUUAUGGUUAGGUGGCUUUCUCGUUUCUUUCAUUAUUUGGAUCGCUACUUUAUUGCCCGGAGGUCACUCCCACCCCUUAAUGAAGUUGGCUUAACUUGCUUCCGUGAUUUGGUUUACAAGGAGCUAAAUGGGAAAGUUAGAGAUGCAGUUAUUUCUCUUAUUGAUCAAGAACGUGAAGGAGAGCAGAUUGAUCGGGCUUUAUUAAAGAAUGUAUUAGAUAUAUUUGUUGAAAUUGGGAUGGGGCAAAUGGAUCACUAUGAGAAUGAUUUUGAAACUGCAAUGCUUAAGGACACUUCUGCUUAUUACUCUCGGAAGGCUUCUAAUUGGAUCCUAGAAGAUUCUUGUCCUGAUUACAUGCUCAAGGCUGAGGAGUGCUUAAAACGGGAGAAAGAUAGGGUUGCUCAUUAUUUGCACUCCAGUAGCGAGCCAAAGUUGUUAGAGAAAGUUCAACAUGAGCUGUUAUCUGUGUACGCAAACCAACUCCUCGAGAAAGAGCACUCUGGAUGUCAUGCUUUGCUUAGAGAUGACAAGGUUGAAGAUCUGUCACGGAUGUUCAGGCUAUUUUCUAAAAUACCUAAAGGCUUAGAUCCUGUUUCCAGUAUAUUUAAGCAGCAUGUUACCACUGAGGGUAUGGUAUUGGUUAAGCAGGCUGAAGAUGCAGCUAGUACCAAAAGGGCAGAUAAAAAGGAUAUCGUUGGUCUGCAGGAGCAGGUUUUUGUUCGGAAAGUGAUUGAGCUGCACGACAAGUACCUCGCAUAUGUAAAUGACUGUUUCCAGAAUCAUACUCUUUUCCACAAGGCUCUCAAGGAGGCUUUUGAGGUCUUUUGCAAUAAAGGUGUUGCUGGGAGCUCCAGCGCUGAACUGCUUGCCACAUUCUGUGACAACAUUCUUAAGAAAGGUGGCAGUGAAAAAUUGAGUGACGAAGCAAUUGAAGAAACUCUGGAAAAGGUGGUCAAGCUACUUGCCUACAUUAGCGACAAAGAUUUGUUUGCUGAAUUUUAUAGGAAGAAGCUUGCUCGAAGACUUCUUUUUGACAAGAGUGCCAACGAUGAUCAUGAGAGAAGUAUUUUGACAAAAUUGAAGCAACAAUGUGGUGGACAGUUUACAUCAAAGAUGGAAGGAAUGGUUACAGACUUGACACUGGCAAAGGAGAAUCAAACUAGCUUUGAGGAGUAUUUAAGCAAUAAUCCUAAUGCAGACCCUGGAAUAGACUUGACAGUUACAGUUCUGACUACUGGCUUCUGGCCCAGUUACAAAUCUUUUGAUCUCAAUCUUCCAGCGGAAAUGAUCAGGUGCGUUGAAGUUUUCAAGGAAUUUUAUCAAACUAAAACAAAGCACAGAAAGCUUACAUGGAUUUACUCCUUGGGUACUUGUAAUAUAAGUGGGAAAUUUGAACCAAAAACUGUGGAGCUGAUUGUUACAACCUACCAGGCUUCAGCAUUGCUUCUUUUCAAUUCCUCGGAUAGACUCAGUUAUUCGGAGAUCAUGACUCAGUUAAACCUAUCAGAUGAUGAUGUUUCUAGACUGCUUCACUCUAUGUCAUGUGCAAAGUACAAGAUUCUUAACAAAGAACCAAACACAAAAAUGAUAUCUUCUACAGAUGAAUUUGAAUUCAAUUCAAAAUUUACCGACAAAAUGAGGAGGAUCAAGAUUCCUCUCCCUCCUGUGGACGAGAAGAAAAAGGUAAUUGAGGAUGUUGACAAGGAUAGAAGAUAUGCUAUUGAUGCCUCAAUUGUGCGUAUUAUGAAGAGUCGCAAAGUUUUGGGAUACCAACAGUUAGUCAUGGAAUGUGUUGAGCAGUUAGGUCGCAUGUUUAAGCCUGACGUCAAGGCAAUUAAAAAGCGGAUUGAAGAUUUGAUUUCUCGGGACUACUUGGAAAGAGACAAAGAAAAUCCAAAUAUGUUCAAGUACUUGGCUUGAUUUGAUCUUAAACUAUUCUGCAAACGAAGCAGUUACCUUGGUUGCUGCAUGUAGCCGAUAAAAAAUCAAGGAUCGUGGUUGAACUUUUGUGCCAGGAAAAAAACGGGCUCCUCCGAAUAUUUCCUUGGAGGAGGAGCCGUGAGUGCUUGUACAUUUUCCUCCAUAUCCAGCCAGGUAUGGAUCGCUACUAUAGAUGUGUGCUCAUGUUGGGACGAUGUAAUCAAAAUCCAUAAGUAGGUCUAGCUUGCUGGUACCUUGGCCUUCUUUUUUUUGCUUGCAAAUGCUGCAAUUCCAUCUCAUAACUUAUUUAAUGCCCGUCCGUUUAUUUUUGUUCUCCCCACCCCCCUAUGAAAAAAGGAGGAUGAAUUGUAUGACAGUAGUCCCAAUGAAACUGUAUUUUGGUUGUCGGCUCAGAAAUUAUCAGGUGAAUGGGCAUGUCUUUGAAUUGAAAGCUCACGGUGCUCAACAUUUAUUGUCUAUAAUCAUCUCUUUCAUA